UGGAAUCGUGCAAAAGCAAGACAGAUGUGUGUUUUUUUCAUACUGACAACGUGGCCAGGGGCCAAGUGAACCUGGACUGGUCAUGGUCUGUCGACCUGGGUUCCUUUGUCGCCGGCGAUUUUGCCCCCGACCUUUCCUGGUGGGUUUGGUGGUGGCAAUCUGUCUCUUUUACCAGACCCUAACACUCAGAGGGACUAAGAAGAUUGCCGCGGAGGUCUCUGGGACUGUCCCACACACCCCCUCUCAAACUCAGGGUAGCAGAUGUGAGAAAGACUACCCGCAGGACAAACGGUGCUUCCUUCUCUCUGCCAACGCUCAAGAAAUCAGGAAGAUUGAAGAAUUGAUUGAGAGACACUUUGGCGGUCGCAGCAGAAGGGCCAUCCUCCAUAGACCUCCAUCUUCCAGUGGAGCAGAGCUUCAGAUACACCAGCACCUCCUUGCUCAGCAUGGCUACAGUGUGGUCACUGUGGAAGAAAGGCUUGGUGGUGAUCGGGGUCUGGAGCUGCUGGACCAAGGUGGUUUGAACUCCUGGGAUCUGUUCAUUUGCCUGCCUUCUAGGGAAGCUGAUGGGAAACCCUGCAUACCCAGGGAGCACAUGUGUCGACUAAGCCUACAUCAAAGGGUGAAUGUGUUACCAGAAAUACAGCCUCAGCUUUGCAGAAAAGAAGGCUUGUGUGAAAUAAUCAGAAGAUUUCCAGAACUGCGACUUCCAGUGAGUUCUUCUGUGUGCCUGGGUCACAGGACACAGUCACGGCUGAGUGUUUCCAGUCAUCUCUCAAAAGCAGAGAAGCCACGUGUAUGGAAACCAUGGAACUGGCAACGCGAACAGUUGAAUCAGACUACAGUCGUUGCUCCGCGUGAAGCAAUCUUCAGGGCAGAAGAGCUAUCUGUGAUUCUUAAAGCGUAUGUGUUGGUGACCUCCUUAAGGCCCUUGCGUGCCUUCAUUCAUUCAACGGGCACGGUAUGGAGCCCCCCGAAGAAGAAACGCUUCACUGUCAAGCUGCAGAUGUUUUUUGAGACAUUCCUGAGGACCAGUUCACCUCUGCAAGCCCUGGACAGCCUGAAGGAAGCCAUUAGCAAGCUGCUGUUGGUAGCUGAGGUGUUUAGUGACUCAUCUACUCUGGGACCAAAGACCUUUCAUAGAUGUAGGCACUGCUUUCAGCUUAUGACCUUUGACAUUGGUUAUGGAGAUCCGGGGAAUCCUGUGGUGCUGCAGGUACACGAGCGUUUAAAAUUUCACGAUGAUGAGAAUCUCCACGUAGAGGACCAAAAUACGGAAAGAAUCCUCUUAAGGGAUACUUUCGACUUCCUCUUCUCCAAUGCGUCUUCCCUUCCCGUGGUUUCUGAGAUGCUGCAGAGGCCUGAGAGGGCAGGUGCAUCUGUGGAUGGAAAGUAUCAGAAGGAGUUAAAUCAGUGCCUGUCGUUAGAGGAAAUUCACUCAAUUAGGACUUUUGUAAAGGAACUUGGGAGUCUGGGACAAUUCCAACUGCUCUUCCCAUCCACUGUUCCUGGGAUUCAGUCUCUGAUGGGUGAAUUUUAUGAUCCGGCAACUCCUGGCUCAGUCCUGUCCCACUACUGGUCUCUUUUAAAUGUAUUUGAACAAUUUUGGCUCGUGAAUAAAAAGGCACAGCUACAUCCACUGGAAUGGAAUUCUUCAACAAGGAACCAGACCGUUGAGAAACCACACAGGUCAUUGGAAGCCAUCCAAAGUAAAAAAGCUGCAGUUCCACAAGUUUUGUAUGAAGAUAAAGAUAAACAUUGCAGCGAUGAGGAAGACGCACAGUGUCAGAUCAAGAAGAUUGUCACCUAUCCCCGUUUAGAACUGAGUCCCGAGUUUAAUGCGAAGAUCAAAGAUUAUUACUGCGAAGUGCCCUUUGAUGUGCUAACCGUGAGGAUCGGAGCCGAGACUUCAAAGUGUCAGUGCAAGGUGCACCUGCAGGAGCAGACAGGGCCAAGCUUUGCCAACUAUCCUCUGGGAUUAGGAAUGAACAGAAUCUCCAUGCUUGUGGUGGAUGAAUCUCGAGCAGAGGGUGAUGCCCUAACCACGUAUAAACUCACCAUCUACAGAGAAGACCGCCCGAGUCUGCCCUUCUUCGAGGACUUCACAGCGUGCGGCUUUGUACAAGAUUGCGAUUUAUUGAUUCACCCAGAAGAAACCUGUGGAUUGCAGCCUAUUUCUGCAGACUACAUUGAAGCCAUUUCACAGCCUGAAAUACAGAGUUGUCAAUCUGGGGACACUAAAGGCCAGUGGAUUGUGCCUUGCCUUACUUGUUCAGACAACAGGACCUGUGACUGGAGAGAAAUAACCUGGCAACCACACAACUGCCAACAUGACAUCCUAAGCAAGCCAGAGCUUCAGCAGUGCCUGCAAGGAAGGAAGAUUCUUUUCAUAGGAGACUCCACCAACAGGGGGAUGAUGUAUUAUCUAAUUGAGAGACUGAAUGAAACGCUUCAGGAGUGGCAGAAGCUGCAUGGCACUAAACUCUACCCCAGUGUCAAUGGCGGAAAGACUCUGAUCAGUUACUCCUACUACCCCCAGUUCUGGAUAAGCCCUUCAUUGAGACCUGCAUUUGAGAAAGCACUUGAACAUCUCUUGCAAAGAUCACAGCCCCUAGAGAAUACUGACCAGACGGUAUUGGUUGUCGGUGGUGUUCAGUGGCUUAAUUCCAAUCACCUGCAAAUUAUUCACAAGGUUUUAAAGAGGGAAAAUUUGCAGAAUAUCCUAGUGAUCAUCAAAACUUUGGGGAUUGGAUUCCACCUGCCGGUGGAUGGAGUGCAUUUCUUAACACAGAGUGAAGUACGGAACUUAUAUAAAGAAAAUCUGAGUAUUCUGGAAGCUGCCAAAAAAUAUGGCUAUGAAGUAGUAGACACAUUCACUAUCACGAUGGGACGGCACAAAGAAUUUCUGCAGGGCAAUUGUGGAUGCCAUUUUCACGAGGUAGUGAAGUCUAAGCUCGCCAGACCGCACCACGUGAUCAAGAUGAAAAGAUCCAAGAACCAUAUUGUGGGGAAAUACUUCAGCAGUCAAAGCAAACUGAAGCAACACAAUUCUGCCCCAAAUGUUCACUCACCGUAUCAUGUCAGAGGCCCGAUAAACCAGGUUUGUGCUGAAAUCCUGCUCAGCAGGAUGUGUGUGAGUCAGAGGUCUGCACGGGUUCCCUGAAGGAGAACCCAGUUCACAGUUAGAGAUAACCUUUCACCUGGACCUGAGAGCCAAACGUGCCUGACACAUACUUUGCAAUGACGACCCUCACCAGUGCAAGCGUACACAGCAAAGCACACAGCUCACAGACACGCAAUGACACACUUUUCUGAUGUCUGUACACACUCAGAAGUGACCUCGAGCAUCCGUUAGUUUCAGGUCGAAGCACAGAGCUAUACAGAGAUCACUUGAACUGUGAUCACAAAGGACGACCGUGUGGACCAGGUAUUGAACUGCAACGAUAAAAGGAAAGACAGAAAUGCAACCGCGUGGGGAUAGGGCGAUGCUGGUUCUGUGCUCUCCUCGACAUAGGAGGAGAAAAAAACGUUUUUCCACCAAUGAAAAAACGUCGAAGAAGCAAAUACAUUCCACAUGUAGGGAAGAAUAACACCGAAGUUCUCUACCGGGAGAAGCAGGGUAUUUACAGUGAUUUGAGCUUUGUGGAUCCAAUGCUUAUGAAAAACACUUCUUAUGCUUUUAAAAUGGUACGAUGGAAGGGAGAGAACAGGAGUGGUUCUCUACAGUGGAAUUCAGAGAUUCUCCGAGAGCAAUAAGAAGCAACGUUAUAUUCAACUCUGAGUUCCUGUGUGUUCCUCAAAGAUUGCCCCCCCCCCACAACCGUCUGUGAGCUUAGAUGGGAAGCACAGUCUACGUGGAGGAUGUGCAUAAUUUUAAAGUGUGGUACAAAAUAAAGUUCCCCGCCUGUUAUGUUGUAUAUUUGUGGAUGCUGUUACUAAGGAAACCUUUACUGCCUUUACCUGCCCCUAUAGACCUAUUUAUUUUAAGACAAUGGUUACAUUUCAGAUAUUGUGCAAAGGAUUGCAGAUUCUCAAAUGUAAAAGCAUGAAGCCUUUCCUAUAUAUCCACAAAUAGUACUAUUUGACUAGUAUUAUAUUCUUCUUUGAACAAACAUGUUUAAUUCGAAUUAGAGUAAUAGGCUCACAAGUAUUUUGAUGAGAAUUGUGGUAUAAGUAUGGAAUGUACCCAGUUCUAGCAUUGAAAACUCUCUCUUCUGUCUUCUUAGGCACAAGAUGGCAGAUUUCCUUAUUAUACAAAUUCUUUGUUGGGAGAUAACAUUUCACUGCCAUGGUGGGUUUUAAAGGAUGAUCUGGGCAUGAGGAAAUGAAGCUGAGAGGGAUAACUCAGAAUGUAGAUGAGAUUACUAAAUAUUCAAAUACCUCAAGUUCAUCGCCAUAAAAAAAAAAUGAAACUAUUUUGACCUAUUGACCCAUCAAUUAUUUAGAAUGAAUUCCGACCUCUGCCAAAUGCUCUAUUUUUAUAUAUAUUUUAUAAGAACAUAAACAUGAAUUUAUAUAUUACUGUAUUAAAUUAUAUUUAAGUACAAAUAUCACUUGAUAUAAACAUUAUAUGCAUUUAGAAAUAGAUUUUUUUGAACAAUGGUACUGAAUUAACUUAAAAAUGAAGUAUUUUUCAUAUUUACAUCUAUAUACAAACACCGUUUUUAGAUUUUGCAGUUAUUUUUCCAUGAUAGGACAUGUUAGCAAUCGAUGUAGCUGCUCCAAUCAACUGUCGAUGGACUGCAUAUUCACCCACGCUGCCCAGCUAGCGCUAAGCCUCACUCUCCUCAUAACUGUGGAAACCCUCCGACUCAAGUUGGUCUGGCAUUUUCCUCUUCACCAUUGAAAUAAUACUAGAUUUUUGAAAGAACUGUAAUGUGUUAUCAAUAAAUGUCUAGCUUGUAAUCAUCUGUGUUCAGAUGAUUUUACAA
Messenger RNA from Rattus rattus (black rat), 4931 nucleotides. It is a transcript of the gene Cped1, whose product is annotated as cadherin like and PC-esterase domain containing 1. The record is from RefSeq and is a predicted model, not a curated record. The coding region runs from base 83 to 3163 and encodes 1026 amino acids. NCBI's taxonomy places the organism in Eukaryota, Metazoa, Chordata, Mammalia, Rodentia, Muridae. The transcript has 22 exons.